GCCACGCGGGGCGGCGCUGCUGCGCGGAGGCCACAGGACCGGGCGGGCAAACGAGAGGCCGGGGCGCGCCGCGGCCUUAUCCGCAGCAACCAUCCCCGCGCCUCUUCACGCCGCGCCACGCCGUCCGCACCAUGGCCACCAAUGGCGACCCCCACCGCCACUGCGCUCUCCUGCUCCUGCCGCCCCUCACCCUCCUCCUCCUCCUCCUCCACCGCUGCCUUCCGCCGGCUGAACAUCGCCUCCGUUUCCAGUGGACCGCCUCCUCGCCGCCGCCGCCUCCGUCUCGCGCCGCUGCACGUUGUCGAUGACUCGAAGGAGGUGCAGGCGGAGGCGAGCGCCGCCGCCGAUCUUCCCGAGGAGAGGUCUCAGACGGAUAAGAUGGUCGACGGCAUGGAUUUCGGGAAGCUCUGCAACGACUUCGAGUGCAUAAGCAGCCCCUACGUGGAGUCCACGGCGAGGCAGAUAGCGCGGGACAUCCUCGAGCUGCGGGAGGACAACCGGGCAUUCAACUGCUAUGCCGUCUCCGUCAAAUACAAGGAUCCGUUCAGGACAUUUGUUGGACGUGACAAGUACAUGAGGCCACUGUGGAUCACCAAGGCAUUGGAAAACCCUGUAGUGACAGUCCAGGAAAUGUCAAUGCAAUCGACAAGUAAUCUGACCAUCAAGUGGGCAUUCAGAGGGAAGCCUAAGAAUCCAUUCUUUGCAACCAUUGGAGGAGAUGUCAUUGUCCAUGUUGAAUCCCAGUUCGUGUUGAACCAGAUAAGUGGCCAAGUGCUCGAACAGGUAGACUCCUGGGACCUCUCUGCCUCGUCUCUUCCUGCCCAGACCUACUUCUGGUUGUCAAGAAGGGUUUACUCUACUGUUGAGUCUGGGAAGGACACAAUCGAAGCUGCUAAGAGCACGGCAUCCGGGCUGUCAACAAAGGAAGAUCAGAAUUUAGAGGCUUAUCCGGAUCCUUCUGGUGAUCCUACAAAGUUCUUUCAAAGGCCAGAUGAUGGAUUCAAUCAAGAUGUGUACCAGAUUGGGCUUUUGCUGGCCGUGAUCUACUUCAUUGUACAAUUUCUGAAAACAACUCUGUGAUCGCGCACCAGUUUCAACAAAUUCGCCAAAUCCUCCGGGUGUAGUACUGUAGUAUGUGUAUACAUUGCAUGUAACUAUGUCUAGCAAAACUGUUUCAUAUAGGUACGCCACCAUCUUAAGUGGAAGAGAUUUGAGACUUUCAGACAGUUGAUGAUCCAUUCUUGCUGAUAUUAGUCUGGCUUUUUUCCCCUGCGAGCUAUUAAUUUGGCAGUCAUGACUUCGUGUUGUCACUUAUGUGUAGCCAAGUUGUUGAGUCUUAGUGUAUUAAUGGCAUACAUUUUUAGAAGGUUUACGGCACCAGUGGAAGUUUUCCCUAUUUUGUGUUGAAACCUAUGGAUGCAAAUAUUUUAAUUUUAAAAAGUAUAUGGCAAUAUAUUUUUCCCCUUGAA
Messenger RNA from Setaria italica (foxtail millet), 1469 nucleotides. RefSeq lists its product as uncharacterized. Gene Ontology annotation, cellular component: chloroplast. The coding region runs from base 142 to 1080 and encodes 312 amino acids. The transcript has 5 exons. The record is from RefSeq and is a predicted model, not a curated record. Lineage: Eukaryota; Viridiplantae; Streptophyta; Magnoliopsida; Poales; Poaceae.